Saccostrea cuccullata (small rock oyster) is the source of this 888-nucleotide messenger RNA. RefSeq lists its product as uncharacterized. The coding region runs from base 1 to 888 and encodes 295 amino acids. NCBI's taxonomy places the organism in Eukaryota, Metazoa, Mollusca, Bivalvia, Ostreida, Ostreidae. The record is from RefSeq and is a predicted model, not a curated record. The transcript has a single exon.
AUGCGGGAUAAAGAAAAAGUGUGUAUAAAAUACAAAAAAGAAAAAAAACACGCAUUAAAACAAAGAGCAUUUGAUAAAUAUAAGAAAGCUCAACAAGACCUCGAAAGACGAAUGCGAUUCUUUCGACGUAAAUACAACCUGGACCUAGCUAUUAAUCUUGAACACUUUUCGUCAAAAAAUCCGAAACGAUUCUGGGAAGAACUUAAAUCUCUCGGGCCUAAAAGGAAAAAUAAAAUUCCGAAAGAGUGUUAUACAGUUGACGGGAAUAUUUCUACUGAACCUACUUUUGUACAAAAUGUAUGGAAAUCGGAAUUCUCUAAUUUAUACAAUCCUCUCCCAACAGACACUGUUUACAACGACACCUUUCUCCAACAAGCUGUAGAAUUAGUCAACUUUAUGGAAAGUAACAUGCUUGACCCUUUAAGAGAACACAAUCCUCAACUAAAUCGAUCUAUAGAACUUUGGGAGGUCAAAGAUGUCAUCCUGAAAUCUAAAAACGGAAAAUCCCCUGGCGUUGACGAAAUCCCAUAUGAAGUUUUGAAAUAUGAUUGUGUUAUAGAAGUUAUUCAUCGAUUAUUUAUGCUAUAUUUUGAGUCUAAUAUUAUACCUUCAGAAUGGCGCCAAGCUAUAAUAUAUCCUAUUUUAAAAGACUCUAACAGUGACCCAAAAGUACCACUUAAUUAUCAAGGAAUUAGUUUACUAUCAACCAUAUAUAAAAUGUACAGUUCGGUUCUAAACAAUAGGUUAGUAUCCUAUCUGGAGGAUAACAUUUUGCUGGUUGACGAACAAAAUGGAUUUCGACGUGAACGCUCAUGUGCAGACCACCUAUUCAAACUCAAUAGUAUAAUACAGAAUAGAAAAGAAACAUUUGUGACAUUCAUCGACUGA